Molecule: messenger RNA, 2382 nt
Organism: Prorocentrum cordatum
Lineage: Eukaryota; Dinophyceae; Prorocentrales; Prorocentraceae
Source: the annotation of a GenBank genome assembly
GCGGGUGCCAGGCCGGGCGGCGCCGCGGCGCCGGGGCGGCCGCCUCGGGGGGCGGGCGCUCCGCCGUGCGCUCUCAGGCACCGCCACGCGGGGCUGGCCAGGCACCUGCAGGCGAGGCGGUGCGCCGCGGGCGCGAGGCUGUACCGGGGCGUGCUGUCCACGGAGUACAGCCCGCAGCUGGAGUUUAGGCGCGGCGACGAGAACCCCUUCGGCGUCUUCCAGCUGAUGGGCCCGGACGGUGUGCUGCGGGAAGGAGCCAGCCUGCCGUUCUCGCUCGAGGAGGGGGUGCGCAUGUACGAGGUCAUGCUGCGCUCGGCGGUGUACGACCAGUUCCUCCUGACGAUGCAGCGGCAGGGCCGGAUCAGCUUCUACUGCGCGAACUUCGGGGAGGAGGCGACGGGCGUGGGCACCUGUGCAGCGCUGUCGCCAGAGGACCUGAUCUGGCCCCAGUACCGGGAGUUCAGCGCGUUCCUGUGGCGCGGCCUGACGCCGCAGGCCAUCGUCGACCAGAACAUAGGGAACGAGGGUGACACCAGCAAGGGCAGAAACCUGCCCGUCCACUACUGCAUGCUGGACAAGAACAUGCAGACCGUUCACGCGGUGCUCGGGACCCAGGUGCCGCAGGCGCCCGGGGCAGGCUACGCUUUUAAGCUCGGCAAGGAGGACCGAGUGUCUGUGGCCUACUUUGGCGACGGCGCGGCAUCGGAGGGAGACGCGCUAACGGCCCUGAACUUCGCGUCGGUCUACGGCUCGCAGACCCUGUUCAUCUGCCGCAACAACGGCUACUCCAUCUCCACCGGCGUGGAGGACCAGUACGGCGGCGACGGUAUCGCCGCGAGGGGGCCAGCCUUCGGCAUCCCCACGGUGCGGGUGGACGGCAACGACCUGGUCGCGGUCUUCACAGCCACAAGGGAGGCGCGUCGAAUGUGCGUAGAGCAGAAGACGCCCGUGCUCAUAGAGCUGAUGACUUACCGCGUGAGCGACCACACCACGUCGGACGAUAGCUCCGCGUACCGAAAGGAGGACAAGGAGGCAGUCAAGGACUGGCAGAGCAAGGGCCCCAUCGCGCGGUGGCGCGCCUACCUGGAGUCCCAGGGCGCGUGGGACGCGAGCAAGGAGGAUGCCUACCGGAGUCAGGCUCGGGAUGACAUCAUCGCGGCGUUCAAGGUCGGCGAGGCGAAGAAGCGCCCCCCCGUCCGCGACAUGUUCACCGACACCUUCAGCGACAUGCCCUGGCACCUGGAGGAGCAGCACAGGUACGUCCAGCAGCACAUCCGGGAGUACCCCUCGGACUACAACAUCGAGAAGUACCGGGACCUCGACGGCCCAGCCCCGGUGGUGGAGGACCGGAGGCUGGCCUCCGCGCCGCUGCGCGUGCCGCCCGCGCCCACGGGGCCGACGCAGGAGAUGACGAUGGUGGCGGCCAUCAACGACGCGCUCUCCAUCGCGCUGGCAGAGAAGGAGAAGAGCGUGCUGUUCGGCGAGGACGUCGCGUUCGGGGGCGUGUUCCGCGCCUCGGUGGGGCUGCGGGACAAGUUCGGCCCCGAGCGGGUCAUGAACGCGCCGGUGGCCGAGCAGGCCAUCGCGGGCAUGGCGGUGGGGCUGUCCGUGGCUGGCUACAGGGCGAUCGCUGAGAUGCAGUUCGCGGACUACAUCUUUCCAGCCUUUGACCAGAUCGUGAACGAGAUCGCCAAGUAUAGAUACCGCAACGGCGGGGGCGGCUGCGAGAACAUCACCAUCCGCUCGCCGUGCUCCGCGGUGGGCCACGGCAGCAUGUACCACAGCCAGAGCCCGGAGUCGUACUUCGCCCACUGCCCCGGGCUGAAGAUCGUGAUCCCGAGGAAUCCGCGGCAGGCGAAGGGCCUGCUGCUGGCCGCGAUCCGGGAGCCAAACCCGGUGCUCUUCUUCGAGCCGAAGGUGCUUUACCGCUUCAAGUUCCAGGGGGCGGAGGCACAGGUCCCCAUCGGGGACUACGAGCUGCCGCUCGGACAGGCAGACCUCGUGCGCGAGGGGAGCGACGUGACCCUGCUCGGCUGGGGCUCCCAGAUCCAGCGGCUCGAGGCCGCCGCCGACCGGGCCGCGAAGGAGGGCAUAUCCUGCGAGAUCAUCGACCUGCAGACCAUCGUGCCCUGGGACGCGGACUUCGUGGAGGCCUCGGUGAAGAAGACUGGCCGCCUUGUGGUGGCGCACGAGGCACCCGUCACCAACGGCUUCGGGGCCGAGAUCACCGCCAAGAUGCAGGAGCGAUGCUUCCUCCACCUGGAGGCGCCCAUACAGCGGGUGUGCGGCUUCGACACGCACUUUCCAUUCGCGUUCGAGGAGUUCUACGUGCCCUCGGCCGCGAGAGUUUUCGACGCCAUCAAGAAAUCCAUGUCCUUCUAG